Molecule: messenger RNA, 1989 nt
Organism: Suillus bovinus
Lineage: Eukaryota; Fungi; Basidiomycota; Agaricomycetes; Boletales; Suillaceae
Exons: 6
Coding region: 1-1989 (662 amino acids)
Biological process (GO): intracellular transport
Cellular component (GO): nuclear pore
Source: RefSeq, a predicted model, not a curated record
AUGAAGAGAGGCGCAGAGAGACAAAUCAGCAAAGACGACGGCGAUGACAUAGAGGAAGUCGAAGACCCUGGCAAGGGUUUCCAAAAGGCAGACGAGUCCGUCCUCACAAAGCGACAAAUACGUGGUUUGCCUAAGCGAACCAUGGCUUCAAAUAAGGCUUCGUCUUUCGCCGGACUCCCCAGUGCACCUCUUUCACCCGCGGAUUCGGAACCACCUGCUGCCCCAAAAUUUGGUGGUUUUACAGGGUUUGGCUCAGGAGCUGGACCGAGUCCUUUCUCGUUCACCCCUCCGGCCGUCACUUCAUUCGCGACCUCAAACGUUGCACCCUCUGUGUCUGCUGCUACGAAGGGCUUUGCAUUGGUUGUACAAGCCGCUAGUACUGCCAAUGCAUCCCCGAGUACUUCAGAUGAAGAUUACAACGCAGAACUGAAUUACUACAAGUCUAUUCGUGGUCUUAACGUCUCCUUUUUGUCAGCAAUCCAAAAAGCUGUAGACCAGGAUCCCUUUAUUGACAUCGCGGGCCUUCUUGAGAGUUAUAAGAAUCUCCGGACUACCGUCCAAACAGAGCUUGAUAGCUCAUCCAAAGGCACUAACCAGAAGGCAUCAGCUUCUGACCCUCCUGCGCUCGAGAAGACUGCACCUUCAGCAACUGGAUUUCCCGUUCCAAAAGGCUUCUCUGGAUUCGGUAGCUUUGGCUCUCCAUCAUUACCUCCUUCGUGCACGAAUGGAACAGAUAAGAGCUCGACAUCCAAUAGUGCCUUUCCCUUCUCUACAUCAACUUCCAGCACGAACUCAACUUCAAGUUUCAUUUUUGGUGCCAAAAUGAGCGAAGACAACCCUGCACCAUCUCCCUUUGGCACUUCGGAAGCCCCGAAAUCGGCUUUUUCAUUCGGGACUAAACCGAAUGAUGCCGGCUCGUCAAGUCCGAGCCCGUUUUCAUUCGCCCCAUUAGCCGCAUCUGCACCUGCAUCUGCACCUAGCAAGGACAAAGAUAAAGAUGAUUCAAAAUCCUCAUCCGCAUUUGGCACUAGUUCAGGCAUUCCCAACUUCUUCGCGUCAUCCAAGGCAGCAUCGUCCACGUUCUCCGACUUAAAGCCAACAUCAGCAUUCGGCACCACAACCUCAUUAUUUGGUAACAGUACUGACCCAAAAACCCCAUCAUUCUUCAUCCCAGGGUCCUCAGACCUAUUCAACAAAGUAUCUGGUAAAACUGAUACGGGAAACGAAGAAAUCAAAAGCACAAGCACUGGUCUAUUUGGUAGCUCCUCCUUCACACCACCUACCAACGCUUUCGCAUCUGCUGCCACCGACAAACCCACCAGUGCUUUUGGCACGUUUGGUGGAGGCUCGCCACCAAAAGGAAACGGAUUUACAUUUGGGAAGGCGGGAGGAGGGAGUAUCGGCAAUCCAGUAGGGUUUGGAUUCGGCGUCGCGAAGCCUGCAGAUGGGACUUCUGCGUCUUCAGCGAGCGCCCCCACGGAAUUUAGUUUUGGUGCUCCGUCAACGUCAACCAAGUCUGUCUCUCCGCCAACUGACACCGCCAGUCGAUCAGGGUCGCAACCUGUUGUUAGCGACGAGGGCACAGACGAUGUAAAGUUGCUACCGACUAGUAAUCACGAUGGUGAAGGCGAGGGUGAAGAAGAUGAAGAAACAACGUACGCUGUGAAGGCUAAAGUCUUCAAGCUUUCAAAGACUUCUGACAAGUCCGAGUGGAAGGAACUGGGUAUUGGUAUGUUCCGUUUGAAGAAACAUAAGGAGACAGGCGCACGACGUGCACUCAUGCGAAACAGUGCCACCGGGAGGAUUGUCAUUAACUUCAGGUUAUUCGUUUCACUAACCCCAACACUGAUGAAGACGAUGGUAUCCUUUGUUGGACACGAUGAAGGUGCUCCGGCAUCGUUCCGAAUCCGUGUAAAAACGCCUGAGCUUGCUCAGGAGCUCAAGAAUGCUUUGGAUCGAGAGGUAGCAGCUGUCAAAGAGUCGAAUUGA